CUAUUCCCUUAUCUUUCUGCAACGCCUUUCUCCAUAUUUUUUUUCUUUAACGUCCCUGUCAUCAUCUCUCUCUCUCUCUCUCUCUCUCUCUCUCUCCCCCUCGUUAUAUAUAUUCACUCCCAUUAUAUUCCAAGACACAGAAAGAGAGAGAGGAUGUUAUCUAAUAGUGUGGUGUGGAUGGAGGGUAGAAAAGAAAAUGAGGCUUCAUGGAACAACAACAAUGGCAAUAACAACAAUGGUGGGUUGGUCAGUAACAGAGAUGAGUUGGGUUCAAUUUCUUCGUUCAAAUCAAUGCUUGAAGUUGGUGAAGAAGACUGGUACUUAUCAAACAGCAAUAACAACAUGGGCUUCACUUCAAAUUUCAAUGAAGUUGAUACAAGUACUUUUUUACUACAGCCACUUGAUUCUUCAUCUUCUUGCUCACCAUCUUCAGCUUUCAACAAUCUUGACCCCUCUCAGCAGGUAAAUUACUUUUUACCACCAAAACCCAGCAGUAAUUUGAUCUUGAAUCCUAUGGAGAGUAAUGGUUUUGGUAUGUGUUCUCAGAAUGUGUUUCUUGAAAACCAAAAUUUGAGUUCUUUGAAUAGGGGGAGUGGGAUUUUGACUGACUUUAAUAACUUGAAUUCUCAAAACCCUCAUGUGGAUACUUCGAAUUUGAGCUCUGAGGCUCAUUUUUCUACUACCCAGUUGCUUCAACUCACUGAGAAUGGUGGGAGUGGUUUUGGGUCUCAAGGGUUUCAAGGGUUUGAGAUAGGGAGUAAUGGGAGUGGGAAUUCUAAUCUGUUCUUGAAUAGGUCUAAGUUGUUGAAACCACUUGAUAACUUUGCUUCUGUUGGAGCACAGCCUACUUUGUUUCAGAAGAGAGCUGCUCAGAGGAAGAAUUUGGGAGAUGGUGGUGGUAAUUUGGGGUUUUUAGGUGGUCUUGGAGGGUAUGAUGGGAAGAGGAUAAUGAGUGGAAUCAAUGACAAGAAGAGGAAGAGUAGCUUUGGGGAUGAUCUGGAUAAUGUUAGCUUUGAUGGGUCAGGUUUGAAUUAUGAUUCCGAUGAGUUCACUGAGAAUACUAAGCUGGAUGAGAGUGAGAAAAAUGGUGGGAACAGUUCAAAUGGGACUAGCACUGUGACUAAUGGAAAUCAGAAAGGGAAGAAGAAAGGACUUCCAGCUAAGAAUUUGAUGGCGGAAAGGCGACGUAGGAAGAAGCUCAAUGAUAGGCUUUACAUGCUGAGGUCUGUUGUUCCGAAUAUCAGCAAGAUGGACAGGGCCUCAAUUCUUGGGGAUGCAAUAGAGUAUUUGAAGGAACUUCUGCAGAAAAUCAAUGACCUGCACAAUGAACUGGAGGCGACACCUUCUGGCUCUUCAGUGACACAGUCCACAAGCUUUUAUCCUUUGACGCCCACUGCACCUACCAUACCACACCAUAUCAAGGAAGAACUCUGUCCAAGCUCAUUGCCAAGCCCAACUGGACAGCCUGCAAGGGUUGAAGUAAGGCUGAGAGAAGGGAGAGCUGUGAAUAUCCAUAUGUUCUGUAACCGAAGGCCUGGUCUCCUGCUCUCAACAAUGAGAGCUCUGGACACUCUUGGGCUAGAUAUCCAACAAGCUGUCAUUAGCUGCUUCAAUGGGUUCGCCUUGGAUAUCUUCCGCGCUGAGCAAUGCAAGGAAGGACAAGAUGUCCAUCCAGAUCAUAUCAAAGCCGUACUCUUGGAUUCAGCUGGCUACCAUGGUCUGCCCUAGGUGUACCCUCGUAGCGGAAAGAUCACCUCAAUGGCAUCAUCCAGCCAAGAUAUCAUAGUUUUAACACCACCUAGAUUCUGUAGUUCAGUUUAAAUUGGCAUCAAACUCUGUGUUUCACCUAGUUCUUUCUUCAAAGUUACAUUUGAUGUUUACAACUUUUCGAAGCACUAAAUUAUGCUUGUAGCUUUAAUUUAAAAAUGUUUCUAUGUUUGAACUAUUUUUAUGCAAUGCAAAUUUGGUAGUAGGUUCCCCAA
Messenger RNA from Daucus carota subsp. sativus, 1982 nucleotides. Its product is annotated as transcription factor ICE1. The coding region runs from base 154 to 1728 and encodes 524 amino acids. Gene Ontology annotation, cellular component: nucleus. Gene Ontology annotation, biological process: regulation of DNA-templated transcription. Gene Ontology annotation, molecular function: sequence-specific DNA binding; protein dimerization activity; DNA-binding transcription factor activity. The transcript is spliced from 4 exons. The record is from RefSeq and is a predicted model, not a curated record. Lineage: Eukaryota; Viridiplantae; Streptophyta; Magnoliopsida; Apiales; Apiaceae.